GAAAAAAAAGUUGCAUAAAUCAUUGUUAAUAAAGCUUACCAUUAUGAAUAUGUGCAUUUGCAUAGGCACAAAACUUGUUUAAAAUAGACUCGACUUUACCAAAUCCGACCCGCACAUCCAUGAACCGACCAAGCACAAGAAAAAGCAACGGGAUUGGCUCAACGAACGGUGCCGUAUCAUUGGUAACGUUGCGUGUCACUGGCAGUUGCAAUUUUCCCACCAAAAGUCCUCCAGAUUUUUCCAGAAUCUUAUUCUUUAAUUUUCACUUGCGUUUCUCUCAAUUUUUCACAUUUCAUUUUUCCUGUAUUUUUGGGGAUUUAUUGCUUGAUUUAUGGACACCAGGACUUCCAGAAUUGGUGAAUCAAGUUCAGCUGUGAUGGCACGAAAUAACAAUGUUGGGAAUGGAAGUCUCAUCCCACAGCUAUUUACAUCUGUGCCAGCUCUCAAUGAUGCUGCUUCUUUUAUUGCUGAAACAACUUCAUACAUAACUAGUUGUUUCCCAGAUUUUUCAGACCAAAGCACAAGGGAAGCUGGUGUUAGAGAUGAGCGAGAAACAGCACCUUUGAUCUCUAUGCAAACAACGGAAUCGCUUUCUCCAGGUCACCUUUAUAUGAAUGAAACUAAUGGAAGCAACCCUGGACUUUCUGCUUCAGCUAAUUCAUCUGGGGCUCUGCAGUUAAGUGGAGAUGUUCAAAGAGAUGCAGCAAAUAUAUCAUCAGAAAAUUUUGGUGCUUCAGCGCAAUCAGCUUCUAUGAGUACCAGCCAAUCUGGAAUUUCCCUCUUUCAAGGGCUAGUUGAGCGUGCACGAAGGACUGUUCGUGGAUCAGCAGAUGAUAUUGGUUGGCUUCAACGUGAUCCAAAUAUGCCACCAGUGGAAAAUGGAACCGAGAGAUUUAUGGAAAUUCUUGACAGUAUCAGUCAUGGUGUCCACAGGCUACCAAAGUCAAUGAUUUAUUUGUUAGUUCCAGGCCUUUUUAGCAACCAUGGACCACUCUAUUUUACCAGCACAAAAACCUGCUUCUCAAAGAUGGGUUUAGCAUGUCAUAUUGCCAAGAUUCAUAGUGAGGCUUCAAUUGAGAAAAAUGCUAGAGUACUGAAAGAAUACAUUGAGGAGAUAUAUUGGGGUUCUAAUAAGCGUGUCAUGCUGCUGGGUCAUAGCAAAGGAGGAGUAGAUGCAGCUGCUUCUUUGUCUAUGUAUUGGCCAGAUCUGAAGGAUAAGGUUGCUGGCUUGGUAUUAGCUCAGAGUCCAUAUGGUGGUAGUCCAAUAGCUUCAGAUAUUCUAAGGCCAGGACAACUUGGUGAUUAUGUCAAUGCACGUAAACUCAUGGAAAUUCUGAUCUGCAAAGUAAUUAAGGGUGAUCUGCAAGCUUUAGAAGACUUGACAUAUGAGAAAAGACGGGAAUUUUUGAAGAAAUAUCCAUUACCCAAGGAACUGCCUGUUGUAUCAUUUCAUACAGAAGCUAAAAUCUCCCCUGCUGUACUGGCGACAUUAUCUCAUGUGGCACAUGCAGAACUAGGUCAGGCUGCAAAACUUCCUGUGAUGAUACCGCUUGGAGGUGCAAUGGCUGCAUGUGCCCAGCUUCUUCAGGUCAGGUAUGGGGAGAAGAGUGAUGGCCUUGUGACUUGUCGUGACGCUGAAGUCCCUGGCUCAGUGGUAGUUCACCCAAAAAGAAAGUUGGACCAUGCAUGGAUGGUGUAUUCAUCAUCAAAUGAUGAUCCAACUGAAGCUAAUGCUUCACAAAUGUGUGAGGCUCUCAUACAGCUGCUCUGGGAAGUAGGGCAACGGAGGAGUCAGGAACUUGGUUUGAAAGAGGAAUGAUGAUAGGACUGGUGUUUCUGCCCUUUGUAAAAAGUAAAGGAUACGCUUGAUACAUCGCUUUCUAUUAAUGAAUUGUAUUUUAUGAGGCAUUGAAGAUAGCCUAGUGAUGACACCCUCAUGGUUUUUGGCAUCGGCCUGAGAUUGACCCUUGCCUCUCACCUCCCAUGUUUUAGUCCCAGGAGAGUGCAUUAUGUAAUCCUACCCCCUGUAUGUAUAUAUACACCACUUGAAUUAGAAAAGGAGUUCUCAGUUUCUGGCAGCUGAUUAGAAGAACCUUUAACCCAAGGUGUUUAACUGUUUAAGGUGAUACUUUGUAUGCUGUUGUUUUUUCUUUUACCAAUCAAUAACUCUUGACAAUGGGGAA
Molecule: messenger RNA, 2183 nt
Organism: Chenopodium quinoa (quinoa)
Lineage: Eukaryota; Viridiplantae; Streptophyta; Magnoliopsida; Caryophyllales; Amaranthaceae
Exons: 9
Coding region: 332-1819 (495 amino acids)
Source: RefSeq, a predicted model, not a curated record